This is a messenger RNA of Cucurbita pepo subsp. pepo (vegetable marrow), 1842 nucleotides long. Its product is annotated as heat stress transcription factor A-4c. Gene Ontology annotation, cellular component: nucleus. Gene Ontology annotation, biological process: regulation of transcription by RNA polymerase II; cellular response to heat. The record is from RefSeq and is a predicted model, not a curated record. NCBI's taxonomy places the organism in Eukaryota, Viridiplantae, Streptophyta, Magnoliopsida, Cucurbitales, Cucurbitaceae. Gene Ontology annotation, molecular function: RNA polymerase II cis-regulatory region sequence-specific DNA binding; DNA-binding transcription factor activity.
AUAAUCCAGUCAAUUUGACCUAAAAUUCAUUCAAAGAUCUCUCAAAAAAACAUAAAAUAGAAAAACAUACGACUUUGUGCUCAGAAUGGAGAGUUGAAAAUUCAGCCAUGGCUACAAGGUCCGGUCAACGCCUUUUUAAGCCUUUCUUUUGACUUUUUCCACCACCGCCUCUAUAAAUCCCUCUCCCCUUUCUUCAUUUUUCAGCUCAAUCAAAAUUCAAAAUCCUUCUCAUUGCUUCAUCAAUCCGCAAAAUUUAUCUUCAACUUCUCGUUCUGUUCUCACCAGAUUUCCCUUUCCCCUGUUUUUCUGGUUACAUCACGGUGGCGACAACGGCGGCGCUGGCUGAAACUCCUACUGUUCAGUCAAAUAAAUGGAGGGCUCAGAUGGAAGCUAUGGCGGCGCACCGCCGCCAUUUCUGACCAAAACAUACGAGAUGGUGGAUGAUCCGAUGACCAACUCCGUCGUGUCAUGGAGCAAAAGUGGUUACAGCUUCGUGGUUUGGAACCCACCGGAAUUCGCCAAAGAAUUGCUCCCAGUUUAUUUCAAACACAACAAUUUCUCUAGCUUCGUUCGUCAAUUGAACACUUACGGGUUCAGGAAGGUAGAUCGAGAUCAAUGGGAAUUCGCCAACGAAGGGUUCAUAAGAGGACGAACCCAUCUUCUAAAAAGCAUCCAUAGACGCAAACCAAUCUUCAGCCAUAGCCAGAGCCAGAGCCAGAGCCAGAGCCAUGGCAGUGGAGCUCCAUUGUCCGAGCUGGAGAGGCAAGAACUGGAGCUAAAAAUCAAAACCCUUCAUCAAGAAAAGACCAUUCUCCAAACCCAGCUGCAAGAACACGAACAUGAAAAGGAACAAAUCGGGCGUCAAAUUCAAACAAUGUGUCAGCAGAUAUGGCGAAUGGGGAACCAACAGAAGCAGCUGAUAGCAAUAAUGGCGGCGGAGUUGCAGAAGGAUCAGUCGAGGAAAAGGAGAAAGAUAGGGAAAUUGAGUGAGUUUUUGGGUGAGGAAUGGUUGGAAGUUGAGAGAGAUGAGAGGAAUGGGUUGAAGAAUGGUUUGAAGGUUCCGGCAUUGGAGCUGAUGGGGAAGCUGGAAGUGUCGUUGGGGUUGUGUGAGGAUUUGCUGUGCAACGUGGCGGAGGUUCUGGGCGGAGAGAUGAGCGGGAAGAGGAAGGAAAUGGAGGGUAAGGGUGUGAAAGAAGGGGAAAAGAGAGGGGAAAAUGGAGUGAAUGAUGUGUUUUGGGAACAGUUUUUGACAGAGGUUCCGGGGUGUUCCAAUGGUGGGGAAGUUUAUUUGGAUAGAAGGAGUAAUGUUUUAAGGUAGAUUAGGUGUUUGUAAAUGAUUUAGAUUUCCUUCUUUGUUGUUCACAUUACAAUUCAUUACCAUUCUCUUCCGGAAAGGUUCUUAUAAAAUUUGUAGGUUUACGAUAUCUAUGUACAAUAGGAGAGAAUAAAAUACGAGAGGAUUGAUCAGUUGAAUGAGACAAAAUUGAAGAAAGACGACAAACUUUACAAAAGAAAAAGGAGAGAUGAGCGUGGUCGAGUCGAGAGUUUUGUUUAUCUAAGAAAGCCUCUAUUGAGUUUGAUGAGAGUUGUUUACCUAAGAAAAGCGUGGUCGAGUCAGUGUGCAUUGGCUCUUGACUUAGUUCGGAUUCAUAUUUCGUAGUAUGUGAUCAUCUCCUCCUCCUCUUCUUCCAUUGUUUGUGUUUGUUUUUCGAUCGAGGGCUGAUUUGAGUUGUAAUUUCAUGGUGUUUUUUAGCAUUUGGGUGGUCGACUGGCCUUGCUCACAAAAGGCUUCGUUUGUUUGUAAUUUGACUUUUCUAUAUUAGUGACAUUGAGUUUGAAGAA